Messenger RNA from Mobula hypostoma (lesser devil ray), 921 nucleotides. Its product is annotated as probable G-protein coupled receptor 139. Gene Ontology annotation, cellular component: plasma membrane. Gene Ontology annotation, biological process: phospholipase C-activating G protein-coupled receptor signaling pathway. Bases 1 to 921 code for a protein of 306 amino acids. Lineage: Eukaryota; Metazoa; Chordata; Chondrichthyes; Myliobatiformes; Myliobatidae. The transcript has 2 exons. Gene Ontology annotation, molecular function: G protein-coupled receptor activity. The record is from RefSeq and is a predicted model, not a curated record.
AUGUCGCAGAAAGACCACGAACACACCGUUAAUUUACUGGCGAUUUUGAUCUUGUCCCGGGGAAAAUGCGGACUUUCCAAAUGCAUCACCCGUUACGUAGUGGGAAUGGCAACAGCUGAUUUAAUGGGCAUUGUUUUUGCUGUUGUACUGGAGCAGAUCAAUAAUAUUUAUGCUAGCUUUUUGCUCAUUACUCCGAUUUGCACCGUGACACUUGUCCUGAGGCUCGCAACCAUGGACUGUUCUGUUUGGCUCACGGUGGCUUUCACGUUCGAUCGCUGCAUCGCAAUCUGCAGUCAAAAGCUGCGGGAACAAUAUUGCACCGAGAGAAUAGCGACUGUGGUGAUAGCAAUUGUGGGUGCAGGAAGCUGUGCGAGGUGCGUUCCAUUUUACUUUAAAGUGGACCCUUUUGCUAUCAUUAACAACGUACCCUGGCGCUGCAUCAGCAAACCGGAAUACUUCACGUCUGUAGUGUGGAAAGCCUACCAGUUGUUUAACGGCAUCAUUACACCGUUAUUGCCAAUCGGUCUAAUGCUAUCGUCCAAUGCUUUAACAGUCAGUCAUAUUAUAGCGGCAUACGGAGUCCGCCGGGCACUCCAGAACAGCAGCCAGAAUCAGAAGGACCCAGAGGCGCAGAACCGGAGAAAGUCAAUAAUUUUGUUAUUUGCCCUGUCAGCCAACUUUAUAUUGUUGUGGAUCCCCUUUAUUGUAUAUACCAUGAACUGGCAAGUGCAAAAUUAUUUCUACACAGAUAGGUAUUUGAGUACCCCGACAUAUAUGCUGCAACAGUUUGGGCUGAUGUUGCAAUUUCUCUGUACCUGCACCAACACGUGCAUCUACACACAGUCGCAGAGGAAAUUCAGAGAGGAGCUGAAGAAUGGACUGAAAUAUCUGUUCACGCUGAAUGGACGGCUUUAUACAUAA